Molecule: messenger RNA, 1746 nt
Organism: Glarea lozoyensis ATCC 20868
Lineage: Eukaryota; Fungi; Ascomycota; Leotiomycetes; Helotiales; Helotiaceae
Exons: 1
Coding region: 1-1746 (581 amino acids)
Source: RefSeq, a predicted model, not a curated record
AUGGUAUCCUCACCGCGACAGAAAGGCCGGGGUUGCUCGAAUUUGGCGGAGUUGCCAGUUGGAGACGUUAGCCAUGUCGACAGUUCUUCGGGAAAGGACAACGAUGGUUCAGACGCCAAUCAUUUAUCCAUCAACUCAAGUUUAACAGAUUUCAGCAAUUCGGUAAUCGACACCACAGACGCCUGUUUGGAUUUACCUGGUUCAAUCAGCUCCCUCCACCCUCCGAGAAGUUGGCCAAACGACUUUGGCAGUCUUCCAGCCCCUAGAGAAAAAUACUCCUACGUUCAAUUACCCGACAGUUCCUCCAUUCGGGUCUUGAAAUUAUGGCCGGGCACUGGCUCUGAUCACAUCAAAUGUUCGCUUCAACCAGCUAUGAUCGAGGAUGUUGUAGACGAGUACGACGCUCUUUCGUACGUCUGGGGAUCUGAGAGCCCGUCUCGUACGGUUGAAGUGGAUGGAUGUCCUCUGGCUAUUCGAGACAACCUAUUCAAUUUCCUGGCACGACUACGAGACCCAGACGUUAUGCUCAGCCUGUGGGCUGACGCUAUUUGCAUAAAUCAAAAUAGUACCGAGGAGAGGAAUGAUCAGGUACAGCAGAUGGGGAAGAUCUAUAAGAGUAGUCGUGUAACCAGACUAUGGUUAGGCCACGGUGACAGCGAUGUGCAUAGCUUUUUGCAGUGGACCGAGGGCGGACCCAUUAAUGAGUCGUACGAGGAGAAUCACAGAUACAUCACUUCUGCCGAAGUCAAUGGAGUGAAAAAGGUCAUUGACAACGACUAUUGGACAAGACUUUGGAUAGUACAGGAAGUCAUUCUGUCGCGGGAAAUCCAAGUUCAUAUACAUCAACGGGAAUUUGCGUGGAUCAAUUUUGUAGACUGCUGCUACCUAGCAUUGCGAGCAUGCAACUGGUGCACACAAGAGACUAACUACGAAUAUGAGGAUCUUGGUAUGAUCUAUGUUCUAGAUGAGCAAAGAAGAAAGGAAUCAGUAUGGGAAAGGAGAUUUGCUGAUCUGAUUCGCAGCUACGGCUCUUGCAAGUGCUUCGACAUUCGGGAUCGAGUUUUCGGGUUGGCAGGUCUUGCCGACGAUCUCGCGCUUGACGUGGACUAUAAUUUGUCUCCAAUCCAGGUUUUCGCGAAUAUCACGCGUACUCAUUCUAUUGACUUUACGGACGACGUUACCUACGUCUUAUACAAGGCGCUUGGGCUAUCCUCUCGGAUGGAGCUCGGCCAUGACGCUCAACUCAUCAACGUCAGACUAAAGAUUCGAAGAAAAAUAAAAAAAAGUGGCCAAUCUGUCUGGCAAAACGAAAGGCUCAAGUGGGAUGUUUGUGGAUCAUCGCAACUACCUCUGUCCUCGGAGUUGGAUCUCCAUUCGACAUCUAAUCCUAAACAUGAAAAUCAGCUUUAUAAUGUUGCAAAAAGAGCUCUGAGAGCAGGACAAUUAAGCGUGCUGCGCCAUCAGGAGGCACGAAAGUUUCCUCUCUACGGGGGCCCAGUUCUCAAAAGUAUUCAUUACUAUACUAUCGAAGUAACGGCCUUAGCCAUCACGCCCAUGGAUGUGGCCUCAGCAGUACGCGCAUCGGACCUUGAUUGUUCAAUAACUGGAGCUUUUGGGGUGGAAGUAUCUUGUAAUUUGGGUGAUACCAUAGUAGCUUUUGCUGAAAUAGUCACUACGGACGGGUGUAGGACCGACGAUGAAUCUUUAUUUGACAUUAUCUCCGGCUCGGUACUGGAACACUUCUAG